GGAGGGGCGUGGCACGCGCAUACGAGGCCCCCUCUUCCCUCCCCAUCCGCAGGGCGCGGUUCAAACGACCCAGCGUCGCGAGCGGAAGGGAGGGAGAGAAGGUAGGAGUCCCGGCCUCCCUCGCUGGCCUCCCUCUCAGCCGCACACCGGCCGGCCCCAUGGUCCCCGCCGCCGGCGCGCUGCUCUGGGCCCUGCUGCUGAGUCUGGGGCCCCGGGCGGCGGGGGCCCAAGGCCUGACUUCCACCGAGACCCAGCGGGUCAGUUUCCGCCUCGGGGUCCCUAUGUCCCGCCACUACCGGACCACCCUCCGGACCGGUGGCCCCAGGAGGAUGAAGGUAACAAUGGAGGAUGAGGAUGACGUCGGGGCCACUGUCGAGCGCCUAGCAGGCCCGGCUGCUGCGGAGCUCUUGGCCUCCACGGUGGCCACAGGCGUAAGCAAGUCGAUUGUGUCGUCGGCCGAGGAGGAUGAGUCUUUGGAAGAGGGGGUUGUGAUUAACGCCAGAAAGAAUAACAUCACUGCAGCGUCUUUCAGCAGGGGUUACAAUACAGCGAGGGUGCCCAGCUCGAAGUUUAAAGCAAAUACCCAGGAGAAGGAGAUCAGGAUGUCUACAGACGUGCCAGCCAACACCUGGCAGCCUACUGGGGGGGAAAUACAGCACCCCGACAGUACCAUGAGCCAGUGGUCCACGGCCGGGUCCACCCCAAACCGGUGGCAGCAGCCCUCCCACACGGCCAUGCCCCCUCCCGAGGAUCUGCGGUUGGUGCUGAUGCCCUGGGGCCCGUGGCAUUGCCACUGCCGGUCAGGCACCAUGAGUCGGACCCGGUCUGGGAAGCUGCAGGGCCUUUCUGGGCGCCUUCGAGUUGGGGCACUAAACCAACUCCGUACAGAGCAUCGGCCGUGUACUUAUGAAAAAUGUCCAUGCAACCGGCUUCGGGAGGAGUGCCCUCUGGACUCCAGUCUCUGCUCUGACACCAGUUGUACCACUCAGACCACCACCACUCCCACAACCCCUCUCAGCUCUAGAAUCAGACCUACGCCCUUCCUCUUCUUUGGCCCCAGCCCCAGCCCCAGCCCAGCCCUUGCUUUUUGGAGACGGGUCAGGAUCGGGCUGGAGGAUAUUUGGAACAGUCUGUCUGCAGUGUUCACAGAGAUGGAACCACUAGAGAAAAACCGCAGGUAAUGGCCACUUCAUCUGCAAGAGGUUUCAGCAUCUCAACCUAUCCACCCUUUUUGAUCCCAGCACCCACUGGAUAUUUUUAGUACAGAAAAAACUAGAAAAAAAAUUGUUUGGUCUUGUGUCUUUUUACAGAGGUAUCUGAGGUGGAGACCAGAAAUCUCUUGAACCGUAAAACUGAACUGUGUAACCAGCAGCAUUGGGCCUGAUCCCUCCCCUUGUCCCCCAGCAUAUUUUAUACCCCCCUCCAUAAUGUUGAUGUUCCUCCUCUGCUUCACUUCCAAAGUCAUUUUUAAACAAGUGAUUGUUUAAAGACUUGAAAAAUCUCAGAUAAAUGCCAAGAGGAGGGAACAGGAAGAAUAAGGAGUUGAGCCCUUGGAAGAUAUUGGUGGUCUUCUCCUUGCCUUCACAAUACUCGGCCUUCUGUCCUUGCAGAGGGCGAAGAUGGCACAGAAUUCCACGUCAGCUACUUUUUAGCAGUUACCUUCAUCAACUGUAUUUAUCCUUUGACCCCAAACAUGCCUGUAGUGAUUGCUCUGUGACUACUUUGCUUAAACAUUUUUUAUUUGAAAAAUGUAUUUAAAAGUCCAACACAUUUUUAAUAUAAAUUAUGACUCUCAUAAACCCUUUGCCAUCACUCUUAAAUACAGUUCAAGUGAUGGUAGCAUACACGUUAGAAAAGGUAGCUAAAGGCAAGAAAAUACCAAAGACUAUGGCCAAAGAAGAGGCAUUAGGAUAAGGCGGUAGAUCGUGGUGACCAGAGUCCGUGAGUCCCCCAUCCUCCUCCCCUAUGACCCCUUCAGAUUGAAUAUAACCCUCAGGUUAUGAAGCCACUUUAGGACAGCCUAUGAGCUACUCUCAGAACAACUAGCUACACUGGAACAGAGUAAAUUGGGAAUGUAUGACCAAUCUUAGACCCUGAAAAGUGGCAGGAAAUACACUGAAAUUGGAACAAAGUCAGAACCUGUCACUACAGGUAGGGCAAACUGGAUGGGUGGUACUCAGCAGAGUGGAUCCUAGUUCCCACCUUCCUGACACCCUCACCAUCAAAUAGGAUGCUUCUUGUUGCUGAGCUAAUGAGAGACCCCCAUCCUCUCAGUCAAGAGCCGGCAGGAGCUCACCGGUCUCGUUCUGCCUUUCGAACCACUCCGAGGUAAGGGGCCAGAAGAAAAAAAACACCUGAGAAAACAAACUGCCUAAAGACCCUCCUCCUGCUCUAUUUUCCCACCUAACACAGACUCUUCAGCCAGGUGGGGAGUGGGACCUGGUCUUCAGACAAAACUCCCUGAGUCUUAAUUUGUGUCUGGUUCUAGGACUAGAGCACAGAAAUGGAGCUUAACGUUUGCAGAGGAUAAACGUGGGUGUCUAUGGCUCUCCUUUUUUCUCCCUCCCUUCCCCAAUCUCCCCAUGCUCAGUUCAUGCUUCCACACUUCAGGAACCCCUCCUCCAGAGAAGAAUGGAGAACAGUACAAUCCACCAGAGACAUGAACCCAUGCAAAGCACAAGCAACACAUCAAAUAAAGGGCUGUUUUCAACAUUGUGUGCGGCCCUAGUAAGCCUACUUUGCAAGAGGGCCUGGUUCCUCAUGGCUCAGGCUGAGGGUGAAUGAUGGGAUGAGCGUAGGGUGGGGAAGACACUUUGGAGAGAAAUACCUGGACUCUCGAGCAGUAGUUCUCACUUAGGGGUGAUUUUGCCUCCUAGGAGACAUUUGGCAAUACCCGGGGACAUUUUUGGCUGUCAUAACUAGGACAGACACCCUACUGAACGUCCUAUAAUGCGCAGGACAGUCCCCCAUUACAAAGAAUUAUCCAACCCAAAUGUCAAGAAGAGCCGAGGUUGAGAAUCCUUGGAAUCUGGAGGUUUCUCUGCUCCCAUGCGGUGAGGAUCUAACAUCCCUAACCUCACAGAUUGUUUUCAACCUACCACGCCUCUCAUCCUCAAUGGUUAGGAUAUACAUUCUCAGACAUGCCUCUUAGUUUUCCAGCAUUCUGAGUUUCUCUCCAGAUCCCUCUUCCUCCUCACCUGAGCCAGCAGGGAGAUUGGCAGAGGGCAGGCCAGGUCCCCAAGACUUAAAUGGGAUCCCAUCAGGUUAAGACCCACUUCUUACCUUAGCUUUCAUUCAGUGGGAAACAAUAAGGUUCCUAAUGGGGGUAGGGCUGAAGGCAGAGGUAGUAGAAAGAGGGGGGUAAUUAAGAGAACUCAAAUUAAACUUUUAAUUAAUUUAAAAAGAUGUUGGAGAACUCACAAUGCUGCAGAAACAGGGUCAGAGGCCUCCUGGAGAAAGAGCUGGUAGUGGCAGAGAGAAAUCGAGCUUAAGUUUUGGGACCUAAAGAGAAAGAAUAUAUAGACUAGGCAGUGGUCACCCUCCUACCCCCUGCUUGAUGUCUGUUUCAGUUCAUUCCAGGAGGAAAAUGGAGAAGGGCAGGGAGGUAAGGAGCUUCUCGGCAAAGCCGGCUUCAGCUUUGGUAAUCUCACCCACCUACCCCAUUUAAAGAGUUCCAGGUUAAGAGUUUAAAAACAGAUGGCACCUAGACCGUCAUUCAGGAGAAGGGAAUGCCUUCCAGGUUCCCAGAAAACUCCUAUCUCAGAUCUGAGAGUGUCCAGGGCUUCAGCUGAGCUCCUCUGGCCAACCAGUAGUCAUUUGGUCAGUCCUGCUGCCUUGAGCCCAUCUCCAGGAGGGGCUAGAGCCAGAGGGAAGAGAGGGAG
Mustela lutreola (European mink) is the source of this 3881-nucleotide messenger RNA. It is a transcript of the gene C10H1orf56, whose product is annotated as chromosome 10 C1orf56 homolog. The transcript is spliced from 2 exons. The record is from RefSeq and is a predicted model, not a curated record. Gene Ontology annotation, biological process: regulation of cell population proliferation. The coding region runs from base 159 to 1181 and encodes 340 amino acids. NCBI's taxonomy places the organism in Eukaryota, Metazoa, Chordata, Mammalia, Carnivora, Mustelidae.